AUGGUUAUAAGGAACCGACCAUUUUCCUGGCUAUAUUUGCAAGAAACAAAGAAACAUCAUUACCAUCAAGAUUAUCCUAAAAAUAGGAUAAAAUUAUGGAUUAAAACUGAUCACAAUGUCGAUAAAACCGUCGAAAUUAUUGAAACUUGGAUUUCAAACGUUACUAAUUUAUAUCAUUCUGUUAAUUUGACCAUAGAUGAUGGUAAUCAUUUACAAUUUGAUGAUGAAAAAGGUCCUACAAGUUGGUCAUUGAAAAGAUUUAAACAUUUAAUCGAGUUAAAAGAAAAAGCUUUGAAUGUUGCAAGAGAAAACUGGGCCGAUUUUAUAUUUGUGAAUUGUGAUGUUUUUUUAACCGAUAAUGAAACAUUUAAAUAUUUGGUGAGACAAAAUCACACAGUGACAGGACCCAUGUUGAAAUCGAUUGGAUUAUAUUCGAAUUUUUGGUGCGGCAUGACAUCGAAAUAUUAUUACAUGAGAACGGAUGAUUAUAAACCGAUAUUGAAAAGAGAGAAAAAAGGUUGUUUCAAUGUUCCAAUGAUUCAUUCAGCUCUUAUUAUUAAUCUCAAUAAAUAUGAAUCUGAUUAUUUGACAUUUAACAGCAGUAAAAUAAAAAAUUACAAUGGACCAAUAGAUGACAUUAUAACAUUCGCAUUAUCCGCUAAUUAUUCUGGUGUGAGUUUACACGUUUGCAAUGAAAAAUUAUUCGGGUAUGUAACACUGCCAUUAGAAGCACAUGAACCGUUGGAUUAUGAUAAAAUAAUAAUGAAAAAUUUAAAAGUUGAAAUAUUAGUCGAUAAUCCACCAUUGAAAGUAAAUGAUAUAUUUAAUUCUUACAUACCUGAAAAAAGUUUGGAUAAGUUAGGUUUCGAUAAAAUAUACAUGAUCAAUUUGAAGAGAAGACCUGAAAGGAGAAUUCGAAUGAUUGAAACAUUUAAUGAACUCGAAUUGGAUGUGACUGUAUUCGAUGCUGUCGAUGGAAGGUAG
Messenger RNA from Pediculus humanus corporis (human body louse), 984 nucleotides. RefSeq lists its product as uncharacterized. Gene Ontology annotation, molecular function: procollagen galactosyltransferase activity. Bases 1 to 984 code for a protein of 327 amino acids. The transcript is spliced from 4 exons. The record is from RefSeq and is a predicted model, not a curated record. NCBI's taxonomy places the organism in Eukaryota, Metazoa, Arthropoda, Insecta, Psocodea, Pediculidae.